Molecule: messenger RNA, 1338 nt
Organism: Phytophthora nicotianae INRA-310
Lineage: Eukaryota; Oomycota; Peronosporomycetes; Peronosporales; Peronosporaceae
Exons: 2
Coding region: 1-1338 (445 amino acids)
Source: RefSeq, a predicted model, not a curated record
AUGUUUGCUGGCGCCCUUUCGACAGCUAUUGCCCUCGUGGUUCUUACUUCUCGUGCCGACGCUCAUGGUUAUCUCAAACAGCCCGAGCCGGACUGGAAAGACUCUCCGAAUCCAGGCUGGAUUACCAUGGUUGACAACUACUGGGACAUCGGGUCUGGUGGCGAUCAAGUUGGCAAGUUCAAGACGAUGGCCAAGGAGAAAGGAAUGUCCGUGAAGGAUGUCGUGCUGGAUAUGGUCAAGGACCAGAAAUGCGGCAAUACGGUGGAAAAUGGUAGUCCGAAGCCCAUUCCGUCCGACGGUAAAGUCAAGUGGUUUGGCCAUCGUGGUGGCGGCUUCACUCACGUUGGUCCGUGCGAAAUCUACCUUGACGACAAGAUGGUACUUCACGGUGACGACUGCGAGGAGGAAUAUCCUGGCGGAUCCGACGGCUCGUCGUCGGGGUCGGAGAUGCCCGUGGACUUCUCUUCGUGCAACGGCAAAUGCACAUUGACGAUUUACUGGUUGGCGUUCCAGAAUGCACAGUGGCAGACCUACGUUAACUGCGUUCCCCUCUCGGGAAGUAGUGGAUCGACAACCCAAACGCAGGGCUCUCAGACAAGCUCGAAGACUUCGGAGACGUCUACCAUCCAGGCUUCUUCAGCGGGAAAGGACAAGGAAAAGUCUCCAGCGGCAGAUGCACCUUCAACAGAGCAGCAAUCGCCCUCGACCGAGCAAAAGGAGACCGAGGCUCCGAAGACUGAUAACAACGACAACGAUGCUCCGUCAUCAGAUCAAAAGGAAAACGAAACACCAAACACCAAUCAAAAGGAAAACAAGGGUUCCAAUAACGAGGAAAAGAAAAACGAGGCUCCCAAUACCGAACAAAAAGAAAACGACUCGCAAAAUACCGACCAAAAGGAAAACAAGUCUCCGUCGUCCGACCAAAAGGAUAAUCAGCCCCCAUCGUCCGACCAACAAUCUCCUCAAGCACCUUCUCCGGAGCAACAGUGGACCCAGGCGCCUUCGAACAACCAGCAACCCACGCCAGCGCCCCCUUCAAAUCAGCAACAGUGGACGCCAGCCCCUGCGAACAACCAGCAACCAACUUCAGCCCCCGCGAACAACCAACAACCGACUCAGGCUCCGUCGAAUGACCAGCAAAACAAUCAGCAGCAGGAGCAACAACAACAACAGUCUCCUUCGACAGAGCAGCGGUCUUCGGUCUCCUUCAACAGAGCAGCGGUCUUCGGUCAACUUCAACACGCUGAAUGGAGGAACCGGCACCGUGCAACCUUCUACGAAUCUCCGUCUGUAGACAGUGCAUCGGUACCGCGAAAGUCGCAGUAUCAUCGACAUUGA